Molecule: messenger RNA, 3165 nt
Organism: Synchytrium microbalum
Lineage: Eukaryota; Fungi; Chytridiomycota; Chytridiomycetes; Synchytriales; Synchytriaceae
Exons: 15
Coding region: 1-3165 (1054 amino acids)
Biological process (GO): detection of visible light; regulation of DNA-templated transcription; phosphorelay signal transduction system
Molecular function (GO): phosphorelay sensor kinase activity; protein binding
Source: RefSeq, a predicted model, not a curated record
AUGGAUUUCUUUGCUUUGAGGAAUAAUGCAUCUGUGAUGAACUUCGAGAGCAGGCAGUUUCCAGUUACGAGACGGCUACAACUCGAAAUGCCAGGCAUCCAAGGUCCCAAUUCUGGUCCAGGUGCAACGAACGUCGUUGAUUCUGUCUUGCCAGCAGCACCAAGAGUCUUAUUGCCCAAUGGCAAGUAUGUAACCUGCGAAGAUGAACCAAUCAGGACUCCAGGUGCCGUACAGGCGUAUGGUCUCUUAGUAGCGAUUGAUCUUCAUGGAUCUGUAACGCACGUCUCGAGCAAUGUGCAAAAGCUGCUGGGAAUUGAAGCCUCGGCCUUUCUGUCGGCCGACAAAUUCACGGAUGUGCUUGCUCCAUCUGAAGCUGCUACAUUCCAGGAACAAUUUGAAAUAUGCUUGGCUCAACGGAUUGCCUUGGUCUUCACCCUCACCGUCAACUCAAUAGCGUGUUAUUGCUCAAUGGGCGAACCAACGACAACAAAUCCAGAUCUGAUUGUCCUUGAACUUGAAUUGGAAGAAGAUGCACAAGUCAGGCUACCAAUGACCGAUAUUGCAUCAAUCCCAUACUCGCCAUUCAAUGCAAACACCAUCGCACAAACAUUGUUGGAAAAGAAGAGAAGGAAAGCUAGUAAUGCAAACAUGAUACCAAUGUUUGAGCUCCUGUCUCAACUGAAUCGAUCCAUGCUCAAUGUCCCAGAUCUAGAUACGUGCGUAAAAAUAGUCGCUCAAGCAGUCAAACAUAUCACCUCAUAUGACAGGAUUAUGAUCUACCAGUUUGACGCUAGCUGGGCUGGUCAUGUAAUUGAAGAAUGCGCGGAUGAAAAACGAUACUAUGGCCUCAAGUUUCCACCAGGUGACAUUCCCAAACAAGCCAGAGAACUCUAUGUCAUCAACAAGAUUAGGUUACUGAAUGAUCGAGAAGAACCUACUGCACCCAUAGUAUGUAGGAAUCAAGCUUUAGCUGAAGUACCUCUGGACAUGACAUAUGUCAACAUACGAGCUAUCUCGCCAGUCCACAUCAAGUAUAUGAAAAACAUGGGCAUAGCAAGCACUAUGUCUAUUUCUCUGAUGCACAAUAACGCCUUAUGGGGCUUAAUAGCCUGCCAUGGAGUAACGCCAGGUCGGCCAAGUGUAGCAGUCCGUCAAUUUUGUCGUCUUGUCGGUGAAACCUUCUCGUCAAUCAUCGAUGCAAGGAUGCUCCAGAAAUCAGUCAGAAAUGCUCGUAGUUUUGCAUCUGUAGCAGCCAACCCAUUCUCCACAUCCGUUGGAGGUAAUACUGGAGUGCCUGCAGUCGUGGCAGGGACUGUCGCUGACAUUCUAACAUUAUUUGAUUCCAAUUUUGGAAUAUUGAGUGUAGAUGGAGAGUCUAAGUUAUUAGGAGAACCUACUGUAGAUGCGUCUGAAAUCAUUGCUAUUGUAAAUUUUGUCAAGUCGAGACAGUUCGAAAGGAUAUGUAGCACGGACAGACUGAGGGAAUACGCGCCUGAAGUGUGUAGUUCUGUGGCUGGCUUUUUGUGUAUUCCGUUAUCUGCUGCCACGCCCGCUGGCGGUCCUGGUGAUUUUGUGUUGUUCUGUCGGUUGGAGCAACUCCAAACUGUGUCCUGGGCAGGCGACCCUAACGAACCUGUUACUUACAAUCCUGAAACGUUGAGUCUCGAGCCAAGAGUCUCCUUCGCAACCUGGAAAGAGACGGUCAGAGGAUUAGCGAAUCCCUGGACACCUGAAACUCUAGAAAUGGCUAGUAUGUUGCAGCUGGUCUAUGGAAGAUUCAUGAAUGUUUGGAGGGAAAAGGAGCGAGCUGAAAACAGGAAUCGACUGAAGAAUCUGUUGAUUGGUUCUGUCAGUCAUGAUGUUCGCACACCUUUGAAUGCCGUCAUUGGCUAUCUGGAGCUCGCUCUCGAAAGUCCUAUGGAAGAGCAACUACGAGAAUCGCUAAUUACCUGUUACAAUGCAUCCAAGUCUCUGAUUUUCAUUGUCAAUGAUUUGUUGGAUCUGACAAGAUUCGAAGCUGGAAAAAUGCUCUUCCGAUCAGAGCCCUUUGCUAUCAGAUCAGUAUUGGAGAGCACGCUUCCUAUAUUCACGAACGAAGCCAACAAACGUGGACUGAUAUUUGAUGUGAUUUGUGAAGAUGAUGUUCCACAAAUUGUCAUUGGUGAUGGUCCAAAGAUUAGUCAAGUAAUCACCAACUUGUGUUCCAAUGCUCUCAAGUUUACUGAAAAGGGUUGUAUCAAAGUACAUUGCCAGAAAGUGGAAGAUACUCCUCCAGAUGGUGUCCUGAUACAAAUACAAGUUUCUGAUACAGGCAUUGGUAUUCCUGUAGACAAGCUCGAUCGAAUCUUUCUAGACUUUGAGCAAAUCACCAAUGUUCUCAGUCAUAAAGUGCAAGGGACUGGAUUGGGAAUGGCCAUUGUCUCAAGGCAAGUAUUAAACAAUGAUGCGCUACUGAAGACAACUCACAAGCAUUCUAAUGCGAUUCUGAUUAGAAUCAUGACCAACAUGAAGGGUACGCUACGAGUCGAUUCGACAGAAGGUGUUGGAACAACCUUCACAUGCCGAAUACCGUUUGUUUUGCCCAAAAUGACUGAACCACUAAGUCCGACUGAUGGAUCUGGAUCUCGUCGUGGAAGUCGUACCACUUUCCCUAUAUCUUUGUCGCCAAGCAAUGCGUCUAUUGGGCUUACAAGUCCCCCUACAUCUGCCACGUCUCCAACUGAAUCUCCUUCGAGUUUCGGCGGUGGCAGAUCUCCGUUUGGAAAGCCACCAAGAGCAUUGAAAUUGUUGGCUGCUGAAGAUAACUCUAUCAAUCAAGCACUUCUCACACGACGAAUGCAACAAGCGGGUCACAGCAUUAAGAUGACUCAUGAUGGUCGAGAAUGUGUUGAUGUAUACAAGUCGGGCGAGAUAUUUGAUGUCAUUCUGAUGGACGUACAGAUGCCAAUAAUGGAUGGCCUAGAAGCCUCCAAAGCCAUUCGUGAAUAUGAAGCAACUCUGGACCCUCCACGACGCAUCCCGAUCUUUGCCAUCUCUGCCAAUGCAUUCGCUGGUGAUCAAGAACGUGGAUGGGACUGUGGAGUUGAUAGCUACUUUACCAAGCCUGUGAAUUUUGGAGAGUUGGUUGCAACCCUUGCAAAUGUUGGUCGUGGUGGUGCGUUUUGA